Molecule: messenger RNA, 405 nt
Organism: Cavenderia fasciculata
Lineage: Eukaryota; Evosea; Eumycetozoa; Acytosteliales; Cavenderiaceae
Exons: 2
Coding region: 1-405 (134 amino acids)
Source: RefSeq, a predicted model, not a curated record
AUGGAUCAAUAUUUAGAAUGGUUAAAUACAAUUGAAAUGAUUGAUUUUAUUGAAUCAAAAAUUAGUACACAACAACAACAACAACAACAAGAUAAUAAUAAUAAUAAUAAUAAUAAUAAUAUUAAACAAUUUCUUUUACCCAAUUCCUCUUCAUCCUCAUCCUCUUCUUCGUCCUCUUAUCAAUGGAUUUAUUUAAAAUGGAUUUAUUUAAAAUGGAUUUUAAAAUCAAAUAGGAUCAAUCGAAUAUCUUUUGAUAAGGGACAUUCAUACAACAUUUUAAAGGAUACUUCACCAACGUCGACGACAACAUUGAGUAUAGAUUGUACUUUACAAAAAUAUGGUCGAGUAUAUAGUACCAAUCCAUCAUACUCUUUAGCAUGCUAUUCUUCCAUCAUCCCAAUUUGA